AUGAUCGCGGCAGUAGCAGCAUUGGUUAAUGUACUCUUCAUUUUACAAGGACCUGGUUUGGUAAACGCUCGUCUAAAAGCCCGGCUAGCUGGCGAUGAUGGUUACAAGUCUGUCUCCUCCGGCCUCCUCCAAAUAACGGAUACCAACACCAGCAGCCCUGAUAAUGGGGUGUGGCACACACCCUUCUUCCCACCGCUCUUCUCCUGGCACUCCCUGCCCAGGGUACUCAACGUGGUCUGCCGCGAGCUCGGGUUCCCCGAUGGAGCCGUGUUUGGCGCAAUUGAUGAGGGGAGGAUGUACAUGGGGUACUUAUUGCUCGAUCCUCGACGGCUGGAAGACAUCCUUUGCGGUGGAGAGGAGAUGGGGAUAGAUGAAUGUUUCCUGCGGAAAUGGAGCCAUGCUGAAGAUGGUCUUAACAGCGUUGGAGUAAACUGCUAUAACUGGCAUUGUGAAGCCUACUUGGAAGGGUAUUACGAAAACCGUCAUUACCAUUGCCAAUGCGAUCCGUACUGUGAGCUCUUUGGCGAUUGUUGCUCCGAUCAUAACGAUCCCAAAAUGAUGGCUCGACGUCGGGACUUUUUCGGCAACUCCUGGACAAGCGUCAUACCAGAUCUCGCUUUCUGGUCAUGUGUUGAUCUGCCCUUCGGAGCACGCGUAGAGGAAGGGAUUUGGUUGGUCACCAAAUGCCCGCAGUCGUACCAAGAUCUGACGGUUAAGCAACUCUGUGAGGCAUCAUCGAAUGGACACGUUGACCGACCCGUCUAUGACCCGGAAGGUAUUCACUUCCGAAACGUGUAUUGCGCCCUCUGUCAUGGCUCAGAAAACACGACCAUGUGGGAUGUGUGCAUCUCUAAAAGUGAAAAUAUCCUAAACAAGAACGAAACAUUCUUUUACGUACGCCCUGGAUAUUCUAACUCUAGUAACCAACUUCCGGAAGAAUAUUUUGCCCCUCGACCAUGUAUCAGCAAUAUCAUUCGCGAGUGUAGACCUGAUCUCAAAGGUUCUUUUCGCAACAUAGAUAUAGCCUGUCGAACCCUUACUGGGGACAUUGCCGAGGAGAAGGGUAAAGUCUUUGCGAAUAGUAACUGCGCUAUUUGCAAUGGUGCUUUGGACGCUGGCAAAACUUGUGUGUAUAAUUUAGGCUUCGAUGAUACGUUCAGACACGUCCCCUGGUAUGAGAAAUUCGAGAUCUUUUGUAACCCUGAACUGAAGCUGGUCAACGGGCGAUGCGUGCCACCAGGAAGAGCAUACUGGCCACACUGCAAAAGUGUGUCCUCACAGCUGACCAUAGAAGAUCAUCAACAGGACCAAGCCUGGGAUUGCUCCGGAGAGGACGCUAACAUCUUCCGAUAUCUUGAGGAGUCCUCAGUGAGCAUUGGUCUGUUCACUGUUCUCCACGAAGACCACGUCAUCGUCGAGGUAGACCUGAUGGCAAUACAUAACAUGUCACGUGGUAUAGAUUCUUAUAUAGCUGCGAAUCCCCGAGAUACAAGGUUACUUUGUGCGCCCACUCGCAUCAGAUUGGAUCAUGGCUGCAAGGUCCUUGUAGAGCAUUCACGCGAAUCAUUCGUUCAAAACGGGGAGUGGGUCCAUGGGGACCUUUCAGACUUCGAACCAGUUAUAAUAGGAGGAGAAAAUCUACUUCUCUUUCGACAGCGGUUAUUCCUCUCUAGUACCAUUUACCACAAUUCUACUAUCUAUGCUCUCAACGAAGAUAAAUCUGGGUAUACCAAAACAUAUUCCGUGAGUGUGUUCGGCGUGAAGCGAGAUAUUUCGAAUUGUGUCAUGGCGAUCUUGACACCGCCUCAGUUUGGAAUCCUUACUGUUGAAGCAAAUUUCUUGAUUGUAUCUAGAGGGAUAUUCUUUCACCCAAGUGAAUACUUCAUCUUCGACAACGAUUCGGUGUUGGUGUGUCUUCGGACGCCCGAAGACGUCAAACUCUUCAUGGAUAGAUCGGGGUUCUUGACAAUUACGACCCUGGGUCGUGUUGGCUUUGGCAUCUCUUCUGUAAGUUUGGCAUUGACCCUCGUCACGUACUCUCUCUUUCAAGAGCUUCGCAAUCUCCACGGAUUGGUCAUCAUCAACAUGGUCCUGGCUUUGCUUUUGUCUCACAUCCUCUUGGCGUUUGUCGCAGAGUUUGUGACUCAUCUGCCAGUCGUUUGUACUGCCAUCGCUGCCUCUUCCCACUACUUCUGGUUGGCUACGUUCUUCUGGAAAACAGUUCUUGCCUUUGACCUUUGCAAGACCCUCUCAUCCGACCCAGCUACUGCCCUUCUUGCCAACUCAGGCAAGGUUAGGAAAUUCCUUGUCUACUCCGCCGUCGGCUGGGGGGUUCCCUUCGUCAUUCUCGCCACCUGCCUUGGGUUUCACUUCCAUCCUUGGCAGGAGGAGUCGUUGCUGCGGUAUGGAGUCAUGGAAAAUGCUGACAUGUGCUGGAUCGUUCAGCCCAUGGCUAAUGUUGUCGCAUUUGCAAUCCCGUGCGCCAUUUGCCUCUGUGUGAACGGGGUCCUCUUCAUAUCUACAAUGAGGAACAUGCUGAAGGUUCGGCGACAACCGGGAAACGUGAACGGUACCAACACAAUUCUCCACAAGAACGGAUGGCGAGUCGACCUGUUGAUACAUGCGAAGAUUUCGGUGCUAUUGGGAUUCACUUGGAUAUCUGGAUUUGUCGGUAGCUUCCUUCAACUCGAUGCCAUGUGGUAUGUGUUCGUCAUCAUCAACUCACUGCAAGGGGUGGUCAUCUUCGGUUUCUUCGGACUCAACAAGAGAGUGCGAUCCCUCUGGAGAGGUAUCUUCUGCUGCCAUUGUAACAAGUAG
Messenger RNA from Strongylocentrotus purpuratus (purple sea urchin), 2817 nucleotides. RefSeq lists its product as uncharacterized. Gene Ontology annotation, molecular function: G protein-coupled receptor activity. NCBI's taxonomy places the organism in Eukaryota, Metazoa, Echinodermata, Echinoidea, Camarodonta, Strongylocentrotidae. Gene Ontology annotation, cellular component: membrane. The transcript is spliced from 5 exons. The record is from RefSeq and is a predicted model, not a curated record. The coding region runs from base 1 to 2817 and encodes 938 amino acids. Gene Ontology annotation, biological process: cell surface receptor signaling pathway; G protein-coupled receptor signaling pathway.